Messenger RNA from Orbilia oligospora ATCC 24927, 2469 nucleotides. RefSeq lists its product as uncharacterized. The record is from RefSeq and is a predicted model, not a curated record. NCBI's taxonomy places the organism in Eukaryota, Fungi, Ascomycota, Orbiliomycetes, Orbiliales, Orbiliaceae. The transcript has a single exon. Bases 1 to 2469 code for a protein of 822 amino acids.
AUGUCGGCUCUCCUUAUCUUAGCGCUCUUCAUCAUAUAUUUUAUAUCGCUCGGUCUAGCGCUAGCACCGAAAACAAAAUAUGUCACGAAGUCCACGCUUAUAUAUGAGACAGUGCACCCUGUUGUGACUGUCUAUGUUACGGACGAAGCCCAAUGCUCUUCCCUUGGGCUCCCUUUGUGCCACGAAGUACUACGGGCAUCCAAUUCACGUUCAAGCUCACAAUUAUUCUUCCUAUCCACCUCUAAUAGUACGGCGGCAUUAAUACUCUCCGAUAAUCAGGUUACAACGACAUCAACAUCUUUCUAUGGUGCCACUACGACGACGACUACGGCGACGAAGAACAGCGCUAUAGGUGAAUCUGAAACCUUAGACAACAAUAGUUUUAGUACAAAACUUAAUGCGGUCAACACGAAGAACAGAGUCCUGACGAGCCAGGGAUCGGUCGCUCAGUCAGCCUCUACGGCUCCUGACACUACUUCUAGCGAUGGUCCGACUACUACUAUUACAACAACAGAAAGUAUUGGUGAAGAAAUCGAUUUAGAUUCUUCUUCUUCGGAUAAUAAUAUCCCCUCUAGCUCUCUUUCAGACACCCACACAACUAUAAACCAUCAUUCACCGUUUAUGCUUGAAAGUGCGGGAUCGGACCAUUUCGUGCAAUUUGGCCCGGAGGGCACGAUAAUAAUCGGACCAGUCAUACCAGACCCCGAGCGAGCAGUUCCUCCAAUGUUUAUUUUGCAUCAUCAUGGAUAUCUUACCAGCGGAGAUGAUCCAAAUGACAUUGUAUUCCUACGAAUUGUCGAUCAAAACCAAACGCGACACAAACGCGACGAAGCGAGUGAAUAUUAUAAAGUGAUUCACGGCCCCAAAACAAAUAUAUCUUUUGAUGAUUUAACUUCGAGAUUUAGUAUAAAAGAUGGUUUUCUCGAGUUCUUCGAACAGGGCCAAAAUAAUAGUCGGUUUGAUUGGUACGUGUCUACUGAUGUGGAUUCGGUAUCUUGGUUGUUUAUGGGGCCGACAAAAGCGGCAUUUCCAGAAGGGUUCAGCCACAUCAAACUUUCUAAGCAAAAUCCAAGUACUUCACUUCUUCAAAAUUUUCUCACGUCAACGAUAGUCACCACGAAUAGCGUAAUACCGCCUAGCGGGCUGACAGCAACUCCCACCACUACAAUUCCUCAAGCCAUAGUAUCUUCCCCUUCCAGUACCUCUUCUAAUUCAUUAAUUACUAGCCCAGAUGAUGAAGAAACCUCUAAGGCCCUUACAAUAAGCUCUAAUAAUGAAGAUACCUCCAACGACAGCUCAUCCCUUCCCCUUUCGAAAAGCAGACUAACAAAAUGUCCAAAGACGCCAAACCCAACGCAAGUGUGGAAAAUAGUGCAGAUUAUAGCUCAGUUGGACCUCAGAAAUUACUGUUCAAACCUACUCGGAUACAAAAGUCCAGCUACGGUUGUUAAGACCAAGGCCGGAUCCACUCUCAUUGUGACUGUUAAUAUCACAGGGGAUGAGGAAACGGAAGUCGAAACUUCGACAUAUUACACAGAAACAGCUACCGUCGCCUUUUCCACGGUCUACAAUGCCGGUGACCAGCCAGAAAAGCGGCAUGUGCAGAGUACCGAAGAGAAAACUGUUUCAGGAGUCACUUAUUUGGUGGUGAACAAGAGUUCCUAUGAUGGUGUCUAUGGAAAGGAGGACGAUGAUGAUGCACUGACAAAGGUUGAGAUUGGAUCGAAUACCAAUGCGGAUAUUGAUUAUCCAAUAGAUUCUCCGGAGAAAACACCUCCACAACUAGCUUCAUUCUGCGAAAUUGACAUUAGUGAGGCGUGUUCACAAAUUGUCGCACCUUCUGAGCCUACAACCAUAACCAAAACAAACAAAGGCAAAACCAUGACCCUACCUCUGACCGAUGCUCCAACAAAAACCGAAACUAAGGUCCUUUUGGCGGCUUCAACCACAACCGUCCUUAAUACAACCCAAAUAUCCUACCCAGGUGCUGGCCGCCUCACGGUGGACUCGGGUACAUAUAAUCGAUGGUAUCUCUCCUGGGCCGGCGAUACUCUAGACCCAGCAUUAUGCCUCCUUCUACCCUCUACCAACGCUACCUUCUUCAUAACAGAGUACCGUCCAAACAUGGAGACUUAUAGAGUAUAUACCAACGGUCCUGAUGGCGAAAAAUACUACAUGUCGAUCGCGGUCCCAAUCGGUAUCUCUGCAAUCACAGACUAUAGUAUCAGCUUAAAGACUUUGAACGACAUCAAUAGCGAUGAAGGCAGUGUACUCUUAUAUGUGGCUUUGAAUUUGGAGAAUGGAUACAUUAAUAUUGACACGGAGAUCACGGGAACAGAUAGGAAUACGAUGUUUGGAUGUGUGAUGGUCAUGGGGAAGGAGCUAAGGGCACAGGUUAGACUUUAUGCGGUGGGAGAUGGGACGGUACCGAGGGAGUGUCAGGCUUGGAGCAAUUUGAUUUUAAUAUAA